This is a messenger RNA of Effrenium voratum, 698 nucleotides long. NCBI's taxonomy places the organism in Eukaryota, Dinophyceae, Suessiales, Symbiodiniaceae. The record is from the annotation of a GenBank genome assembly.
GGGUUCCCCUUUGAGACAAGCCCAUAAAUUGAGAAAAGGACAAGACGUGCGGCUUCGCGCCAUGCGCGGGCCGGUCGCACCUCGACAUGUUCACCUUGGCGUUAGUUGCCGAUGACGUCCCCAUAAAGCCGGAGGAUUUCCGAGAUGACCAUCGAGAUCAGCUGAAGAGGCAGAUCCAGCUGCGCUACGUGGACAAGAUUCUGCCUGACGUGGGGCUUUGCAUCGAGUUCUACAAUUUUGUGAACAUCAAGGAUGCGAUCAUCUACCCCGGAGACGGCAAAAUCUCCUGCGGCGAGGCGUUUGUGAAGGUUGAGUUUAACCUCAUCGUCUUCCAGCCCUUCAUCGAUGAAUGGCUUGUGGGGGCCGUGGUGGGCUCCUCGCCCCAGGGCUUGCAGGUGUCCCUAGGCUUCUUCCAGGACGUCGAGAUCCCCUCGGCGAACCUUCGCACGCCCUACAUGUACGACGCCAAGCAAGAGCGCUGGGUCUGGCUGUACCAGGACGAGGAGACCAGGGAGACGAUGAAUUACUUCUACGAGAAGAACGAGCUGAUCCGCUUCCGCGUCACGGGGGUGAACUUUCCGGAUGCUUCGUGGCCCAAGGAGCGGCAGAAGCGGAAGCCUAUGUCCAUCACUGGUGCAGUGGACCGGGAUGGCCUGGGGCUGGUGGAUUGGUGGCCGUGAGUGCCUCGAAGUCCAUAG